Molecule: messenger RNA, 1220 nt
Organism: Desarmillaria tabescens
Lineage: Eukaryota; Fungi; Basidiomycota; Agaricomycetes; Agaricales; Physalacriaceae
Exons: 1
Coding region: 140-1000 (286 amino acids)
Source: RefSeq, a predicted model, not a curated record
UGGUUUGGCUAGGCGAGACAGCAUGAAUUCUGUAGACUCUUUUGAUGACCGUGCAACUUCAGAGGGGUCGCACGCAGAUCGUGAGUAUCCAGCAUUCUAAUGGCAACUGACAAUUGACGUGCACAUAGACCAAGAACGGAUGGCUGAAAUGAAAUCUGAACACAACGAUGACCUAGAACGGCAAUGGAAUAAGCCCCAUUCUCGGACACUGUCUAGUCUAAGCCAGUCCUCCUUAGACGCUAUCCGCCUAUCUCGCUCAGCAGGAGGACACCAGCGCCAUAAUUCCUUUUCGAGUUCUCGUUCUGCUUCUCCUGCUGGUUCGCGGACAAGCGCCGACGAAGAACGUGAACGAGAGGUUCAAGCUGAGGUCGACCAUGAACGAGAGCGGAAUUGGAACUCCCCCCAUCCGACAUGGUAUAAUCAGAGUACCCACCACAGUCAUUCUAGUCGUGCUAAUUCACCGACCCCGCCAUCCCCUACCGCUUCCACGUCGUCACACCUAUCUUCCAAGGGUAUACGACCUCGCAUAGACUCAAAGGUCUCUGCUCGAGGGACUCCUUCACCCAGACUCUCAAUCCCCGACUCUCCUUCCCGGUCGCGUAUAAGACCGAUCAGCUAUUCGUCUCGUUCAAAUUCUCCGUUACCACCUGAUUCUACGGCCCCACGAAGUACUUCAUCGCGCUAUUCGCAUUCAAAUACAUCCAUUAGUCCCACCCAUAGUAACAGCAAUGAAGGCCGAGCACGAUCGGGGUCUACAUUGUCGAAACAUACUCCAAACGACACCUCUCAGCGAACAAAGCUUGCCCCAAGGCCACCUCCUUCCCCUUCCCCUUCGACAGCCAGUUCUAACAAACACAAAUCGUCAGGACAUUCUAGGACUCCCAGCCAUUCUAAUGGUAAAUCAAGGACCGUUGACCGUGAUAAGCCUGUUAGUAGCCAAGCACCCAAUAUAGGCAAUGCCUAUGACGGGCAGUCAACAGGUUGGUUUAGAAUUACGUAGCGCUGCCCUUCGCUGAUCGGAUAUCUUUCCAGAUACCGAUGGAGAGGAUUUACCUCAAGAGAGUACGCCCACACUUAAAACGACAACGUUAAACCAACUGCACACCGAAGAAAGAAAGUCUUCUUCCCCACAGCUUUGGUCACAAAACAUACGAGACGAAUCACAUUCAUACCGACCCAUUGACCCACCUGCCACCCCGCCGCCAUCAUCGCCCUUGUCA